AUGUUCGAGGACUGCGUGAAGUCCGCUGAGGAGCACUACCUGUUCUGUGACGAUGAGGGGCCCUGGGCCGUGGUCCUGGAGUCCCUGGCGGCCAUCGGCAUCGUGGUGACCAUCCUGCUCCUCCUGGCCGUCCUGUUCCUGCUGCGGCGCGUGCAGGAGUGCGCGCGCUGGAACGUGCUCCCCACGCAGUUCCUCUUCCUGCUGGGGGUGCUGGGCCUCUUCGGCCUGGCCUUCGCCUUCAUCCUGCCGCUCAGCCACCGCACGGCGCCCGUCCGCUUCUUCCUCUUCGGCGUCCUCUUCGCGCUCUGCUUCUCCUGCCUCUUGGCCCACGCGUCCAACCUGGUGCGCAUGGCGCGCAGCUGCGGCUCCUUCUCCUGGCCCACGCUGCUGGCCAUCGCCGUGGGGCUGAGCCUGCUGCAGACGGUGCUGGCCAUCGAGUACGUGACCCUGGUGACCACGCGCGGCCCCACCUUCGAGCGCAUGACCCCCGAGCAGCUCAACGUGGACUUCGUGGCGCUCACGGUCUACGUGCUGCUGCUCCUGGCGCUCACGCUCUUCGUGGCCAAGGCGGCCUUCUGCGGGCCGUGUGAGCGCUGGCGGCGGCCCGGCCGGCUCAUCUUCACCACGGCGCUCGUGUCUGCCGUCAUCUGGGCCACCUGGAUCGCCAUGCUCACCCGGGGGAACCCGCAGCUGCAGCGGCAGCCGCACUGGGACGAUGCUGUCGUCUGCAUCGGCCUGGUCACCAAUGCCUGGGCCUUCCUCUUCAUCUACAUCAUCCCCGAGCUCUGCCUGCUCUACCGCGCCUGCCGCCAGGACGGCCCCGCACCGGCUCACGCCUGCCCCGCCCCGGUCUACCAGCGCGGCCUGCGGAUGGAUAACCAGGAGCUAUCCCGAGCCCGAGACAGCGAAGGAGCUGAGGAGGAUGUAGCCUUAACCCCCCAUGGUGUCCCCCUCCAGCCGCAGACUGCUGAGCCCUCGCAGGGCCAACUCCUCCCCAGGACCGCCCUGAGCGUGGACGCGGCCCCCCCACCCCACACCGGCCCCUCGGACCCCGGCUCCUCGGACCCCGGCCCCCACCCCACCCGGCCUGGCCCCUCGGACCCCAGCCCCCCCCCCACCCGUCCUGGCCUCUCGGACCCCGGCGACCCCCACCCAGCCUGGCCCCUCGGACCCCAGCCCCCACCCCACCCGGCCUGGCCCCUCGGACCCCAGCCCCCACCCCACCCCGGCCCCUCGGACCCCGGCCCCCACCCCACCCGGCCCCUCGGACCCCGGCCCCCACCCCGGCCCCUCGGACCCCGGCCCCCACCCCACCCCGGCCCCCACCCCGAUUACAGCCCUGCUGCCCUGGCCCCCACCCCACCCCGGCCCCCACCCCACCCCGGCCCCCACCCCGAUUACAGCCCUGCUGCCCUGGCCCCGGCUCCACGUCUUUCUUCACCCACGCCGCUCGCAGGUGGUGUGGGGGGGACAAAGGAGGUAGUGGGGCCCCAGCCUGAGGACACUGCCACGUGA
Dipodomys spectabilis (banner-tailed kangaroo rat) is the source of this 1515-nucleotide messenger RNA. RefSeq names its product G protein-coupled receptor class C group 5 member D (gene Gprc5d). Gene Ontology annotation, cellular component: intracellular membrane-bounded organelle; plasma membrane; signaling receptor complex. Gene Ontology annotation, biological process: G protein-coupled receptor signaling pathway. The transcript is spliced from 4 exons. Gene Ontology annotation, molecular function: protein kinase activator activity; G protein-coupled receptor activity. The record is from RefSeq and is a predicted model, not a curated record. The coding region runs from base 1 to 1515 and encodes 504 amino acids. Lineage: Eukaryota; Metazoa; Chordata; Mammalia; Rodentia; Heteromyidae.